AUGACAGUUAGGUUUAAAUCUGUGCAAGUUUCUUCCAAUGAGCAAGGGGUUUUUACCAUCAUGCUAAAUUCUGAAGAAGCCAAGAAGAAAAUCCGUGAUACCAAAUGGUUUGUUAAUCAACAACCAUUGCAUGUGAAUAUUUGGUAUCCAGGAUACAGUCCUGAAAAGCAAAGAACUUCUCACGCGGCAGUUUGGUUGCGUUUCCCUGGCUUACCUGUGGAGCUUUGGACUGAACGGACCUUGCUGGAAAUGGAGAAAAUAAUUGGCGCACUUAUUGUGGUUGAUGAGAAGACAUUGAAUCUGGAAUAUGGCCAUUUUGCUUCAGUGCUUGUGGACAUAGAUUUUGCUAAACAUAUUCCUGAAAGGAUACAUAUUAUAGCUGGUGGUAGGAGUUUCUGGCAAUAUUUGGAUAUCCCAAAUUACCCAAAAUUUUAUUUACAUUGCAAUAUCAUUGGAAACUCUGAUGAAGAAUGUAAAAAGAACCCAGCAAAUAAGAACGAAUCAAAGGAAACAACUGCACUUACUGUUCCUGGAGAAGUUCAACCUAAACAAGCUUGGUAA
This is a messenger RNA of Papaver somniferum (opium poppy), 561 nucleotides long. RefSeq lists its product as uncharacterized. The record is from RefSeq and is a predicted model, not a curated record. The coding region runs from base 1 to 561 and encodes 186 amino acids. NCBI's taxonomy places the organism in Eukaryota, Viridiplantae, Streptophyta, Magnoliopsida, Ranunculales, Papaveraceae. The transcript has a single exon.